Molecule: messenger RNA, 2364 nt
Organism: Physella acuta
Lineage: Eukaryota; Metazoa; Mollusca; Gastropoda; Physidae
Source: RefSeq, a predicted model, not a curated record
AUGGGGAUUAGGAGAUAUUUUAUUUGCAUAAUAUUUGUUGUACAGUACCCGGCUAAUGCCUCAGAUAAUGAAGGCGAACCGUUCUACGACGCGGGAGGGAACUACUACGACUUCCACCCCAGCAGCGAGAACCUAGAGCGACUCAACAUCGACGGUUCCAUGCGCGCGCUGGGGGAGGAUAGCAUCGGUCAGAUGAGACCCAUCGACCUCCACGUCUCGGAGAGUCCACUCUCCAUCCCCCCUCACCACUACUACGAUGACAACAUCCGGCGGGACGAUGUCCCGGAUGUGAAAUACCUAGACGAGAACGAGGCUACAAAGGAUGGCGUCCUUCACGACAACGAAUUUUACAAGCGCGAUAACCUGGAUUCUUUAUCAGACAGAGAAAAGUCCACGGGAGCUAACCGGUUGUACCACACGAGGUACAGCAACAACGGGACGGGGUCUCCGCACAACUUCACUCACCACAGCACACACGGCUACAACGGUACAACACACGACUUGGGUCAGGUCAACAGCAGCUCGUGUGACGCUGUGACUCAUUCGGGAUGUGAUGUCAUUCACUACGAGCGAUGUGACGCCAAGCUGAGAGUCUGUCGAUGCUUGAACGGAUAUCUGAGAGAACACGGCAUUGUGGGAUUAGGGGGGUGUAAAGCUGCCAGUUUUUACCAUGGCCACCUGACAGUUCGAGCUUCGGGGGUCGAACAGAGCUACACCCCACAGCAGCUUCAGCCAAUCAAACACAAGCUCAUGACGCUGAUCCAGCUGACUUUCAAGAAACAGGACAUUCAAGGGGUGCUGGGCCUUGACAUCGACUCCAUAGAAAAACAAGACCAGCGCAUGACGCUCUCCUUCGAGCUGGGGAUGGACAAAGCCUUGACUUCCGGUAUUGGUGAGAUCCAACACGUCCUGAGCCAAGAGUUGUUGGUGACGUCAGACGGAGAACUUCUGCUGGAUCCCACCGUAAGGGAGAACACUGGCAAUGAAACUGAAUUGUCAAGCUUAUUCUCUCCCUUGGUUGAGGUAAAUCCUUGCAUCAACAGUGAGCACAAUUAUUGUGGCACACAUGCCAUUUGUAAAUACACCAAUGACGUCAUGUCAUGUCACUGUCAGAAAGGUUACGAUGACCCAAGUCCAAACUUGUACAGACUACCUGGAGAAAUGUGUAUAGAAAAAUGUUCUUGUCAGAACGGAGGUUUGUGUAUUGAUGACGACGUACUGGCUGGUACUAAACAAUGCAGCUGCUUGAAGUGGUACUUUGGGUCUCAGUGUCAAAUUGAUGGGAAAGAGGUGCUGGUGAUCUGUAGCAGCAGUGUUGGGAGUUUGAUCUUCCUGGGCUCUCUGCUGUGUUGCUGUUGUUACUGCUGCAGUAAACACAAAAACAACAAUGUCAGAUCAAGGAUGCUACAUUUUUCACCUGACAUCAGCAUCCUAAAGCUGCCGAGAGUGUGGAUGGACACGACGACGAGUUUCCAUGAGAAUGAUAUUUCACCUGAAAACAAUCGGAGAAUGAGUAUAGCAUCUGAGAGCAACCCGUAUUUUGACGGAUAUAUUCUAGAGGAUAUUCCACUGAGCACACUUCCCAGACAUGUUGAGCCACACACACAAUAUUAUCAGGCAACAUUAGGACACCACCCAGCCACGAUGUCAACACAUUCCUUCUACAGAUAUUGACACAACCCAAAGACCAUUUUAAUAUUCUACGGAUAUUGACAGCAGCCAGACACCAUGUCAAGAUUCUACAGAUAUUGACAUGUUAACAUUCUAUGGAAAUUGAAACCAUAUCAACAUUCUUUAGAUAUUAACACCAUGUCAAGAUUCUACAGAUAUUGAGACCAUGUCAACAGUGAUUGACACCAUGUCAAGAUUCUACAAACAUUAACACCAUGUCAAGAUUCCACAGUUAUUGCACCAUGUCAAGAUUCUACAAACAUUGACACCAUGUCAAGAUUCUACAGAUAUAGAGACAACAAGUCGCCUAUUCACAUUAUUCCAUCACUUGUACAUUCUUGGCGCCUGUCCACCACAAACUUGUUGAAUAUUUGUAUCAUAGUCCUAAGUUAUUAGAAUGGACACCCAUCAGCCCACAUCACAUGUUGAAUACUUGUAUCAUAGUCUUAAGUUAUUAGAAUGGAUGAGUUUACUCUGUUAGUGUGCUAACAUCGUCUAGCUAAUUAUUCUACAUGUUCAAUCCAGCAGUAUUAACUUUUCAGACGAAUUCAUUCUAAAUACCCCCCCCCCCUCAAACUGGCAAAGUUAAUUUAUACUUUUGAAAAUUGAGCUGCCUUACUCAAUUAUAGAUUUUAUUGUAAUCAUUCUUGUGGAUCAAUUGUGAUGCUCCAUUAUAAAUAUGUACGCUAGUGU